Messenger RNA from Myxozyma melibiosi, 634 nucleotides. RefSeq names its product G10 protein. The coding region runs from base 24 to 467 and encodes 147 amino acids. Gene Ontology annotation, biological process: mRNA splicing, via spliceosome. NCBI's taxonomy places the organism in Eukaryota, Fungi, Ascomycota, Lipomycetes, Lipomycetales, Lipomycetaceae. The transcript has a single exon. The record is from RefSeq and is a predicted model, not a curated record. Gene Ontology annotation, cellular component: nucleus; spliceosomal complex.
CAACCCGCUCGCGAGAUAACAAAAUGCCUCGAGUCCGCACACAACGCACCAAGAAGCCACCAGAGGGGUUUGCAGAGAUAGAAGAUACUUUGCUUGAGUUUGCAAAUCGGCUCAAAGACAUCGAAACUACCCCCCACGAAGGCCAGCGCAAGAACGAGUCGCUGUGGCCGGUAUUCCAGAUCACCCACCAGCGCUCGCGGUAUAUCUACGAUCUCUACUACACGCGAGAGGCCAUCUCUUCUCAACUCUACCAGUGGCUGCUGAAACAGGGCUAUGCGGACGGCAAUCUGAUAGCAAAGUGGAAGAAGCAGGGGUACGAGAAACUAUGCUGCCUGCGGUGUAUCCAGGCGAAGGAGAACAAUUUCAACGCUACGUGCAUCUGCAGAGUGCCAAAGGCGAAGCUGGCGAAGGACAAGGUGGUCGAGUGCGUGACGUGCGGGUGUCAUGGCUGCGCUAGCACGGAUUAGAGGAUGCGGGUGGUCAUGGGAAAGAUCAUUACGGAUGGCUGCAAAAUGGGUUUUAAUGUACGAUUAUCAUUUGUGUCUGAGGAGCUGUAAAUUAUUCACUUGUCAUCUUAUCACACCACUAAUGCUUGCUUUUGGGUUAUGGAAAUCUUUUAAAUUCACAAAGAGAA